Molecule: messenger RNA, 3137 nt
Organism: Astrephomene gubernaculifera
Lineage: Eukaryota; Viridiplantae; Chlorophyta; Chlorophyceae; Chlamydomonadales; Astrephomenaceae
Source: the annotation of a GenBank genome assembly
GGAGGUACGGCGGGCGAGGCGGGUAUGGCAUGGACGAGGAGGAGGAGAGCGAGGAAGAGGAGGGUGAAGGUGAUGCGGGGAGGGAGAACAGCGGAGGAGAGAGUGAGGACGAGGAGAGCGAGGAGGAGGGGGAGGAUGCAGGGGACAGGCAGAAGGAGGAGGGCGGAGGGGCGGCGACGGCGGCCGGAGUCCUCAUGCUAGCGGUGGGCACCUCCGGCCAGCUGGGCGGCGUGUGGCGCAGUCCCCCGCUGGCGCUGUCCGAGUUCUCCACCCACCCCGCCGAGGCGCUCAACCCGCACUGCCUGGCGGGGAUGCGGGCGCUGCUGCGGCGGGGGGAGGCGGCGCACGGGUGCCUGGGGGCGGCGGUGCGGGCGCAGGUGCUGCGGGCGGUGGCGCUGGAGGUGUCGGUACGGCACAACCAGGUGCUGUUGGACGGCAUCAUCCGCAAGCUGGACCGGCGCCGCCGGGUGCUGCUGUGGCGGGCAGCGGCCAUGGAGGGGGUGAUGGACGAGCAGGCAAUGGAUGUUGUGGUGGGCGGGCCGCCCGGCGAGUAUGCCCCCGCGCUGCGGACCGCAGUCCCGCCCUUCUUCCCCGCCUCCGCCGCCACCCCCAGCAGCACCCCUGCCCCCCCGGGCCCCCGGGGCGGCGGGCGGGGCAGCGAGGUCCGCCUGGUGCCGCCCCUGCUGCGAGAACCGCCCGGGGAGCGCAUCGAGGAGUACCGCAAACAGAGGCGCACCAGCAGCUCCGCAGCCGCCCUGCGCGCCUCCCGCUCUCAGCCCGUGGUGGCGCUGCUGGACGAGGCGGCGCGGGAGGACCUGCGCGCCCGCCGCCGCGCGCUCACCGCAGCAGCGGGGGCGCUGUACCUGGACGUGUUUGAGAUCAAGCUGAGGCUGAGGGUGCAGGCUCGUCGCAGCUACGUGCAGGGCCUGCUGCGCCUCAAGGGCAGCGGCAGCGGCACCGAGGUGGAAGCCGCAGUGCGCGCCGACACCGAGUCCCAGUACGCCGCCUCCUUCCUCUCCGAACUCCUGCCCGCAGCAGCCCGCACGCAGCUGGCAGGUGCCGUACGGGAGCUUGCCGUACUGGUGCUGGGCGGCACGGGCGGGUACGGCGCCGACUGGGGACUGCAGUACGACGCGGAGGGGCAGCUGCUGGUGCCGGCGCGUGAGGACCGGGGGCCGCUGUUCCAGGGGGUUGAGGGGCAGGCGGCGCUGAGGGCGGCAGUGCUGGAGUAUGCACCCAUGUGGCAGGGUAUCAUGUUCCAGCUGGCCGACAAGAAGGGCGACCCGGACCCCAUGGACUGGACCCCCGCCGCGCCCGCCGCCGGCCUGCCCACCGCCAUCGGCUUCCUGCAGACCGCUGCCCCCUCCACCUCCACCUCCUCCUCCCCCUCCUCCUCUGCACCCGCGACGGCAGUAGCAGCAGGGCCAGCAGCAGCAGCAGCAGCAGCAGCAGCAGCAGCCUCCCAACCCCAGCCCCAGCAAUCCCUUCCACAACAGCAGCAGCAGCAGCAAACGGCAGGUGCCACCACCACCACCACCACCACCACCACCAACAGCAGCAGCAGUAACAGUGCAAAGCCCGGCAGCACCAGCACCACCACCACCCCCAGCAGCCCCUGCCUUGUUCGUCUGGAUGCUCUGUGGGGUCUGCCCGGGCAGUGGGAUGUGCUGCACGGGGCCGCGGUGGCCUACCCGCCGGGGCCGGGGGGCCUGGCGGCGCUGGAGAAGGGGGUGGCGGUGGCGGAACUGGUGGUGGAGGUGGUCAGGCACUUCAUGUUCGCCGCCUCGCUGCUGGCGCCCUCCUCCGUGCUCGCCCGCGGCGGCGACGUGAGCGGGCAGACGGCGGGUCUGGCUCCCCUCACCCGGGCAGGGGUGGCGCAGAGCUCCCCGCUGUCGUACAGCGCCGCACCCGCCACCGGGCAGCAGCUGGUGCAGCAAUCGGAGGUUCGUGUGUCCGCGGCCUCCUGCUCCUUCCUGCCCGGCGCGCUGCUGGCGGCUGACCUGGUGAAGCUGCAGGCGCGACUGCAGUUCCUGCACCGGCCGCCGCUGGGACCAGGCUACCGCCCCGGCGCAGGCGGUUCCGCGCAGCCCCGCCCCACGCAGCCCGCGGAUGACGUCAUCAGUGCGCUGCGUCGGGAGCUGCGGCUGCUGGCGGGGUGCAGGGUGAUGGCGGCGGCGAGGGUGCGAGACGGACUGCUGGCAGGGGGGGCAGCCAAGCGGCACGCGUGGUACCUCACAGGCGCCCUGGAGUACCUCCUCGCCCGCACCGCCGCCCGCGUGCCCUCCCCCGCCGACUCCCCCGCCUCCGCCGCCGGCGGCCCCGCCUGCCCGCCCGCCCCCGGCCUGCCUCUGGGCCCCGCCGCCUGCCUGCGCCUGCCCGACCCCGACCGACUGGCACUUCACAACGAGCUGGGGCGGCUGGGGCUGGCGCUGGAGGCGUGUCUGGGGGCGUGCCGGCUGCCUGACGCCACUGCGCCGCAUGACGUGAUGGCGAUACGGGAGUACUUUGCGGCGGGCAUGUGGGUGCAUGACAGGCUGCGUGACGCCCUGUGUUGGCGCUCCCUGCUGAUGGAGUCGCCCUCCAGCUUCCCCUUCGUACCACCCCACCCGGGCGCCUACCUGCGCCGCUACCACUCGCCCGCGCUGCCGCUGGCGCCCUCGCUGCACCCGCCGCACCCCACCGUGGGGGCGCUGCAGCGACUGUACGACAGCAAGGUGGCGGAGCAGGCCCGCAUGCUGGUGUCGGAGGCGGAGGCGCUGCAGGCCGCCCGCUCCGCCGCCCGCUCCGCAGGCGUGCAGCCGGAGGAGGAGGGCGGAGCGAAGGAGGGCGAGGGCAAGCCGGCGUGGCUGGCGGCCAGUCCGGCUUGGGCCUGUGCGGAGGUCCGGCUGCUGGAGUGCUGCUGUGUGGUGUCCAAGCAGCUGCUGGACCUGCAGGCGGUGCAGGUGGCGCUGCUGAGGCUGCACCAGGACUGCCUGGGGCUGGCGGGCAUCCACACAGUCACCCAGGGCCCCAGAGCCUCCUCCUCCUCCUUCCCCCCCUCCGCCGCCUCCUCACCCAGCCCCUUCCCCGCCGACUCGCUGCACCCCCACUCCGUGCCCGCGGCGGCGCUGGCGGCACUCGCACGCAAGCUGACCGCG